This is a messenger RNA of Neurospora hispaniola, 1965 nucleotides long. Its product is annotated as glycoside hydrolase superfamily. Gene Ontology annotation, molecular function: hydrolase activity, hydrolyzing O-glycosyl compounds. Bases 1 to 1965 code for a protein of 654 amino acids. Lineage: Eukaryota; Fungi; Ascomycota; Sordariomycetes; Sordariales; Sordariaceae. Gene Ontology annotation, biological process: carbohydrate metabolic process. The record is from RefSeq and is a predicted model, not a curated record. The transcript has 2 exons.
AUGAGCGCCUUCCUCGGUCUAGUCCCCCAGUAUCCCAGCCCAACCCUGGAACCACCACCACCCUACGGCGGCACAUCUUCCCAACUCCGGCCCCUCCGUCAUCGCCGACCUGCUACUUCUCUCCCCAGCACUUACACCCCCUACCCGCCAGACGCACCAUGUCCGCCCAACCGCACCAUGGUCCAGGGCUUCGAGUGGUAUUGUCCUCCGGAUUUCCAACACUGGCGACGCCUGACCAAAAUUAUCCCCACGCUCGCCCAGCUUGGCAUUACCCAGAUCUGGAUCCCACCCGCUUGUAAGGCCAGCUGGAAGACCGGUAACGGAUAUGACAUCUACGACCUCUACGACCUAGGCGAGUUCGAGCAAAAGGGCUCUCGCAAGACGAAAUGGGGCGGAAAGGAGGAACUCCAACAGUUAGUAGCCGUCGGAGCUCAAUACGGCGUCUCGGUGCUCUUCGACGCCGUCCUCAACCACAAAGCCGCCGCCGACUUUAAGGAACCCGUCCUCGCCCGACGCGUGGACCCCAAGGACCGACGGGUGGUGCUAGACAGAAAGCCUACAGAGAUCGAAGCCUGGACCGGUUACGACUUCCCGGGAAGACAGGGGAUGUACUCCCCACUCCGCUGGUCGGCGCGACACUUUACGGGAAUUGACUACGACGACCUGCGCAAGGAAAACGCCAUCUGGAAGUUUGAAGGCAAAGAGUGGGCCGAGGACGUAGACGAAGAAAACGGAAACUACGAUUACCUAAUGUUUGCAGAUAUCGACCAUCAGCACCCCGAAGUCAAGCGGGAUCUUUUCCACUGGACAUGGUGGCUGAAAUCCCAACUGCCUCAACUCGGUGGAUUGCGACUAGACGCCAUCAAGCACUACUCCUACUCCUUUGUCCGUGAAUUUCUAGCCAACAUCGACCGCCACGUCGCCCCUGGACCCCCUGGGAGCCCAGGGACGUGGUUCAUUGUAGGCGAAUACUGGCGCGAAGAUUCCGAGUUUCUCGCGCGCUACAUCGAAUUCAUGCACCACCGCUUAUCUCUCUUCGACGUGCAGUUAGUCUCCAACUUCUCCCGCAUCUCUUUAGCCUCCGAACACCUCCAAGCCUCUCCCACCGGUGGUGGUGGUGGUGCUCCCGGGAUCACGUACGGCAGCCGCGACACCGACCUCCGCACCUUAUUCGACGACACCCUCUGCAUCUGGAAACCGCACAACGCCGUCUCCUUUGUCGUUAACCACGACACGCAAAAGGGCCAAUCGCUCGAAACGCCGAUAGCCCCCUUUUUCAUGCCCCUCGCCUAUUCUCUCAUCUUACUUCGCGCCAACGCCGGUGUGCCCUGCGUGUUUUGGUCUGAUCUCUACGGUUCCUUCGGCGUCACUUCCAAUGACACCCCUGCCUCCGAAGACGCCGCGUCUCCUCGAGAUACGCCCCUACCGGACCCUCAGUACUGGAAGCCACCGAUGUGCGGCGGGCAAGUACUUCCAAAGUUGAUGCUAGCGAGACGGUUGUGGGCGUACGGGACGCAGUACGAUUAUUUGGAUCAUCCGCAUUGCGUCGGGUUUACGAGGACGGGACAUUAUAGCCAGGCUGGUGGGGCGGGCGUGGCGUGCGUGAUGGCCAAUUGGUGGGAACAUGCUAGCAAAAGGAUGUACGUGGGCGUGGAACAUGCGGGCGAGGUGUGGACGGAUUUGCUCAAGUUUUGCCCGGGUGAGGUGAUGAUUGAUGAAGGAGGGUGGGGAGUGUUUCCUGUUGCGGCGAGGAGUGUGGCUGUGUGGGUUAGUAGGGAUGCUGAAGGGCGGGAGGGGGUUGAUGCGUUUGAACUGGACACCGAUGUUUACGGUUUCAACCAGAGGCAGCAGGAGCAGAUGUACGAGAGUCAGAGGGGCCCAGCGGUGGAGGAAGAGCCAGAGGAUUGGAUGGUUGCUGCGAGGGGGGCGGCGGCCGAGUACUUGGCCAUGACAGGAUCUGAUUAG